UAAAUUUACACACUCCAACAAAUUAAUUCAUUAAUGGCAAAUCGAGAAACUUAACAGGUGCAACGCGUAAACAAAUCUGCGUUUGAAUUCUACGAAUUAACGCUGUCGCCAUGUAAAAACCCAUCGCCACAAGCAUUAUAACAGUAAUAAAAAUAAUGCCAUCAGUUGUGUCCAAGUGAAUGUAUAAAUGGAAACUUGCUAAUUUUUGGCCCCAAAUUAAUGCAUCCAUGUCGCGUUUUGUUUUCUGUUUUUAGUUUAGUGUGCCUAGGUAGUGCCGAAACAUGAAAAGAUUGCUUACAUUUUUACUGUUAGUUUUUGUGCUAAAAUUAAGUUUGGUUGAUGGGGCCCCCCCAAUGAAAAAAAGAGCAUCUCUGGAAAGUUUGGAAUUUAUGAAGAAGUAUGGAUACCUUAACUCAGAUAGCGAAUCAGCAUCCCUCUACACAGACAAAGGUCUCGACAAGGCGCUCAAAUUGGUGCAAAAAUAUGGCAAUAUACCAGAAACUGGACUCUUGGAUAAUGCUACCAUCAAACUUAUGUCUGCACCUAGAUGUGGCUUACCAGACAUCGUAAGAGAUGGCAAUAGACAAAAAAGAUUCGUUUUGGCCUCAAAAGGAUGGGAUAAAAGGCAUCUCACUUAUUCUGUAUCCAAUUGGUCACCACGUUUGGGUGAAGGCACUGUAAUAAGAAACAUCCAAAAAGCUUUGGAUAUCUGGGGUCAGUAUGGCCAUUUAAAAUUCACCAGAGUAGGGGGUCCUGACGCAGAUAUUAUAGUGAAGUUUGGAAGGGGGUACCAUGAUGACAUGUUUCCUUUUGAUGGAGAAGGAUCUGUUUUGGCCCAUGCAUUCUUUCCAAACAGCGGAAUAGGUGGCGACAUACAUUUUGAUGACGAUGAGAAAUGGGCAGAUUUAACCAAUGGUGAGGGUAAUGCUAACCAAGAUGGUACUGAUUUCUUUUCUGUGGCUCUACACGAAUUAGGCCACUCUCUGGGCUUACAACAUUCUCCUGUAGCAAGUUCGGUAAUGUUUGCUUACUAUAAAGGUUUCGAUAAUAGUUCUAGUAAUUUUUUGGAUUAUGAUGAUAUUUUGGGAAUGUACGAACUAUACAUAAGACGACCAAUUAAUGACGUAGAUCCUUAUCAAAACCGUGAUACCAGUGAGGUAACCACCCGAAGAGCCUAUUAUCCAAACGAAAAAACCACAAGAAAAACGUAUUAUACUGAAAGACAUCGCCCACAGACUACAACGCGUUACUAUACCCCACCAACCACACGAAAAACAACAACAAGGGUAACUACUCCAUACACUCACCCCACCAGAAGGAAUCAUCACCACACCACUCCAAAGCACCCCAGAAAGGAGGGCAACAGCGUGAACUACGAAGGCGACGUUGAAGAUGUCGACGAUCACUUAAAACACGAUUCGAAACUGCACUUUCCAGCCACCAAAUCACCUGUUUUGAAUAUAUGCGAUGGAAAAUUCGACUCUGUUGCCUCCCUCAGAGGGGAGUUUUUUAUUUUUAAAGGAAAUCAUAUUUGGAGACUGAAGAGGAUGGGCUAUGUAGAACCGGGUUACCCGGUAACCUUGAGAGACAUGUUUCCUACUUUACCUAAAUAUAUCCAAAAAAUUGACGCUGCUUAUCAAAGACCCGACGGAAUGAUGGUGCUAUUCACAGAUAAUAUGUAUUGGGUCCACGAUGGAGGUAAAUUUAUAGAAAAUAGUCCUAGACCAAUCAGUGACUACGGCUUGCCGAAUAGUUUGGAUAAAAUUGACGCUGUCUUUAAUUGGAUAAGGAAUGAUAAAACCUACCUGUACAAAAACGAUCGUUUCUGGAGAUACAACGAAUCCACAAGGGCUUUAGACAAAGGGUAUCCACUGUCCAUGGAAAGAUGGAGGGGUGUACCAAGCCAUCUAGAUGCAGUAACAAGCUGGAAUGGGGAGACUUACUUUUUCAAGGACAGAUCGUUUUGGAAGGUCGACACUGAGACCAUAAAUAUAACGGGAGAUUCGCCAUUAAACAUUGGCCAUAUUUUGUAUGAAUGUAGACGAUAAUUUUAAAUCAAAUGUGAUAAAUUACUGCCAUUUAUGUAGGUUAAAUUUAGGAUUGUUAAAGAAGGAAAAUAUUCUUUAAGUAAAAAAUAAAUUUAUAUUAAUACAGUAUUUAUUUUCUAAACUAAACUAAAAAAGCAGUUCUACCAAGGCAAUUUAUCACCACCAUAGUCGUGGAAAUCUCCAUUGUGGGUGUUAUUUAAGUUUUUCACAAACUUCAUAAUUUGAUCUAUACUAUCUUCAACCGAUAGAGCUGCUCUGGGUCCGCCCAUGUCAGUUUUAACCCAUCCUGGAUGAAUGCAAGUGACCAAUAUACAAUUUUGAUUAAGCUCAAUACUUAAGGACCUCGUAAAAAUAUUGAGACCAGCCUACAACGAAUGUCUUUAAGUAAUAUUUUUGAAUUAA
Messenger RNA from Brassicogethes aeneus, 2450 nucleotides. The record is from the annotation of a GenBank genome assembly. Lineage: Eukaryota; Metazoa; Arthropoda; Insecta; Coleoptera; Nitidulidae.